Messenger RNA from Astyanax mexicanus (Mexican tetra), 2493 nucleotides. It is a transcript of the gene tbx3b, whose product is annotated as T-box transcription factor 3b. Gene Ontology annotation, biological process: cell fate specification; regulation of transcription by RNA polymerase II; positive regulation of DNA-templated transcription. The record is from RefSeq and is a predicted model, not a curated record. Bases 286 to 1878 code for a protein of 530 amino acids. Gene Ontology annotation, molecular function: DNA-binding transcription factor activity, RNA polymerase II-specific; RNA polymerase II cis-regulatory region sequence-specific DNA binding. Gene Ontology annotation, cellular component: nucleus. NCBI's taxonomy places the organism in Eukaryota, Metazoa, Chordata, Actinopteri, Characiformes, Acestrorhamphidae. The transcript is spliced from 7 exons.
AAAGCGCGCGGGAGGGCUCUGAUCUGCACACUGCACGCGCUCUCUCUCCUUAUUCUUCUGUUCUUUUCAUUUCUAUAAGCUGAAAACAAUGUUCAGCAGGAGCGCGCGCGCGACGAGGACCCACGAGGACCCCUACGUUAUUAUCCUCCCCUACAGGGCAUGACAAGAUAACUGCUGCACGUGGAGAUGUGAGGACGCUGCGCACGUAGAAAUGGCAUAAUUAGGCUACUUAAAUACCAAACAAUCGGCAGCCCAAACACACACACACUUAGACAUAUACACUCCAUGGCGUACCACCCUCCGGAUUUCUCCAUAGGGGCAGUUCUAGGUGCCCCGCACCCUCACGCGCACCCGGCGGUCUUCUCAGUGCUGGAGCAGCUCGAGAGCCCCGUCCAGCUCCCCGCCUCCCCGCCGCAGGACGAGCCCGUGGUGCAGCUCGAGGGCGCUGAGCUCUGGACGCGCUUCCACGAGAUCGGUACUGAAAUGGUCAUCACCAAAUCCGGCAGGCGGAUGUUCCCCGCGCUGAAGGUGCGCUGUGCGGGGUUUGAUAGGAAGGCUCGGUACGUGCUGCUCAUGGACGUGGUGGCGGCGGAUGACUGCAGGUAUAAGUUUCACGGCUCGCGCUGGAUGGUGGCGGGGAAAGCCGACCCCGAGAUGCCCAAGCGGAUGUACAUCCACCCGGACAGCCCGGCCACCGGAGAGCAGUGGAUGUCCAAAACCGUCAACUUUAACAAACUGAAACUCACCAACAACAUCUCUGACCAGCACGGAUUCACCAUCCUGAACUCCAUGCAUAAGUAUCAGCCCCGGCUGCACAUCGUCCGGGCUAACGACGUCCUGCAGCUCCCCUACAGCACCUUCAAAACCUACGUCUUCCCCGAGACCCAGUUCAUGGCCGUCACCGCCUACCAGAACGACAAGAUAACGCAGCUGAAAAUCGACAAUAACCCGUUUGCUAAAGGGUUCCGGGACACGGGGAACGGCAGGAGAGAGAAACGGAAGUCGGUGGUGCAGAUGAAGAUCACAGAAGAGCAGAAGAUAGAGAGCGGAUCUUCAGACGACUCAUCCUCUGACCCCUCGCCCUAUCUCCUGCAGGAGCCCACCGUUGCCACCUCCACCCAUAAAGGUGUGUGUGAGAGUGACAGUGACAAUGACGGAGGACACUCUGGGCCGAUCGCUCAGGCUGCAGAGAUCUCCACCACCAGCCUGGAGACCCCCGACGAGCCCACGGACCCCCCACCCCCACACUCUACACAUCAACCCCCUGAGCACCACCCUCAACAUCACAGAGACCACCCUCAACACCCCAGUAACCACCCCAGUGAUCUCCCUGACCCCCCCAGCAUCGGCAGUGAGGAGUGCGAGCAGACCCCGGGCCUCACACACGUCCCUGGUGGUCCGCUGGACCCCGAGUACCACAGACUGACCCUCCACCCAGACACACACACACACACUCACACACACCGCUGCUGCCCACCUCCGCCCGGCUCGGUGGCUCAGCAGCUGGUGGGCGGGCUCCUGCCCGGGCAGGGGCAUUAUCACCUGGUGAGGAGCGUUCCCCCGCUGCUGGCCGCCGGGCCCCUGGCCCCCCUGGCCCCGUGGCUGAGCGGCUGGGGGGAGGGGGAGGCCGGGGGCCGGGGGGCUCUGACCCAGGAGGUGCUGCGGCUCCAGCAGAUCGGACCUGCGGCUCAGGGUCUCAUCAUCUCUCACUACUACCCGUACAACUACAUGAAUGUGAUAGCAGCAGCUGUUCCAGCAGCAGUGCGGCCCUGGCCCCGCGGCGCCCCCUACCCGCUACCACCCCUCCGGCUUACUGGGAGCCCCGCGGGUCCAGGGGCCAGCAGGGGCCACCGGUCGACCACUCCCCGCUCCACCUGAACGGUGCUGAGUGCUGAACUGAAUUACACUCAGAAACACACGGCUGCUUUCAGGACUGCGACAGUACGCACACACAGCAGGGCGUGACGCAAACAUGCUGCUGUACAAAUUUCCUUUUACUAUUAUUUCUGCUUUAAAAUCACAGAAAAAAAAGUUCAGAUCCAUCUGCACUCAGCAAGUCCAGAUUAUAUAUGUUUUGUUUUUUUUAACAAUGAAAUGAAAUUCUGAAGUGAAUGACAUUAAAGACUAAGUUAAAAAAUAUAUGUUAACAAUAAACCCUUUGUUUUUAGUCACUAGGGAUGUCCUGAUCACAUUUUUUGCCCCCUGAUUUAGGAUUUAAACACAUUUAUCAUGUGGGAUUGAACUCUACACUGAAAAAAUUAUGAGUAAAGUUUCACAACUUUCUGCAUUUGCUUUUUCUAAGUAAAUUUAAUUUUAGAUCAAUUAAAUUUAGAUAAGUAACUUCAACUCGGUUUCAAGACUUAAAUGUUACACAGAGUAAAUAAGUGAACUGAACUUCAGUCAAUCCUUUCUUUUAGUAAACUUUACUUACUUUAUUUUUACUGAAUCAAUCCUUUCUUUUAGUAAACUUUACUUUAUUUCUGCAUACAGUAU